Molecule: messenger RNA, 1299 nt
Organism: Bacillus rossius redtenbacheri
Lineage: Eukaryota; Metazoa; Arthropoda; Insecta; Phasmatodea; Bacillidae
Product: adipokinetic hormone/corazonin-related peptide receptor variant I-like
Exons: 7
Coding region: 1-1299 (432 amino acids)
Biological process (GO): G protein-coupled receptor signaling pathway; cellular response to hormone stimulus
Cellular component (GO): plasma membrane
Molecular function (GO): peptide binding; G protein-coupled receptor activity
Source: RefSeq, a predicted model, not a curated record
AUGACGGGCGAGCGCGAGGGGGCGGCGCCCAACGCGAGCGACGCCCACGGCCCGCCGCUCUACCCGCGCUUCGACUCCAACACGCUGGGCGUGGUGGCCGCCUACUCGGCGCUCUUCGCCGUCGCCGCCGUCGGCAACGUGACCGUGUUCGCGUCGCUGCUGCGGGGCCGCCGCCGCCGGUCGCGCGUCGGCCUCAUGAUGGCGCACCUCGCCGCCGCCGACCUCAUCAUCACGUUCGUCAUGAUGCCCUUGGAGGUGGGCUGGCGCCUCACCACGCAGUGGGUCGCCGGCAACGCCGCCUGCAAGCUGUUCCUGUUCCUGCGCGCCUUCGGCCUCUACCUGUCGUCCAACGUGCUGGUGUGCGUGUCGCUGGACCGCUACUUCGCCAUCCUGCACCCGCUCAAGGUCAGCGACGCGCGCCGCCGCGGCAAGCUCAUGCUGGCCGCCGCCUGGGCCGUGUCGCUGCUCUGCUCCGCGCCGCAGAGCGUGGUGUUCCACGUGUCUGCCCACCCGGACUUCCCGGAGUUCAGGCAGUGCGUGACCUUCGGCUUCUUCUCGUCCGCCGCGGAGGAGAUCGCCUACAACCUGUUCUGCGUGGCGGCGAUGUACUUCGUGCCGCUGGUGGUCAUCUGCGUCGCCUACUCCCGCAUCCUCUGCGAGAUCACGAGGAAGAGCCACGACUCUAGAGUCGAGAGCUCGAACAGCAGCCAGGACCGCUUCAAAGACGGCCGCCUGCGCCUGCGCAGAAGUGACGUCACCAGCAUGGAGCGCGCCAAAGCACGCACUCUCCGCAUGACGAUCACGAUCGUGGCCGCGUUCAUCUGGUGCUGGACUCCGUACGUCGUGAUGACCCUGUGGUACACGUUCGACCGAGAAAGCGCACAGCAAGUUGACACGAAUCUACAGGAUGCCCUGUUCAUCAUGGCUGUUUCCAACUCGUGCAUGAAUCCUUUGGUUUAUGGUUCAUAUGCAAUCAACUUCAGGCGGGAAUGCGGCCACUGUUUCCGAUGCAUUUUGCGGUCACAGAAAGAAAAUGCAGUGACGAUGCAAAAAGAGAUCCGUCAACGACAGCUCUCGUCCCCGGCGCUCCAAGUACGCUCGGGCGCGCAGCAGCCGCGCGUGAACUACGGCGGGUGCUUCUGCCCGGCGCGGGACGACCCGCAGAGGUCGGAGAGCAGCAGCUGCGGUCACGUGACCUUCCACAGCGACCCGCCGCCCGGCCGCCAGCUGAUCCCUUGUGGCGCCCUCAGGGCUUCCAGCAGCGUCGACCAGGCGCGCUGGUUCGCCCGCUCGCCGUGA